GCCUGUGGCAGUAGGGACAGCAUGCUGGUCAGGGGACUCCCCCUGCGCUCAGUCCUGUUAAAGAGCUGCCAGCCCCUCCUGAACACUCCUCAGGAGGGCCCAGGGCGUCCCCAGGCACCUCCUGGAGAGGGAGCAAACAUGUCUACCCACAGCCCUCGACCCUAUUCCGAGGUCCCCUCCCCUGGAGAUAAUGGCUGGCUCAAUCUAUUCCAUUUCUGGCGAGAAAGUGGCUCCCUGAAGAUGCACUAUCACCAGGAAAGAAGCUUCCAGAAGUAUGGGCCUAUUUACAGGGAGAAGUUGGGCACGGUGGAAUCAGUUUACAUCAUCAACCCUGAAGACACGGCCAAGGUCUUCCAGUUUGAGGGGCCCUACCCAGAGCGCUUUAUAGUCCCACCCUGGAUGGCCUAUCGCCAGUUCUAUAAGAAACCCAUGGGAGUCCUGUUUAAGAGUUCAGAAGCCUGGAAGAAAGACCGGAUGGCAUUGAACGAGGUGGUGAUAACUCCAGAUGUCAUAAAGAGCUUCGUUCCCUUGCUGGAGCCAGUAGCGAAGGAUUUUGUGAAUGUCGUGCACAAGCGCAUUGAGCAGCAGAAAUCAGGGACAUUCUCUGGAGACAUCUCUGAAGACCUGUUUCGCUUUGCCUUUGAGUCAAUCAGCCAUGCCAUUUUUGGGGAGCGCAUGGGGAUGCUACAAGAGGUGGUGGACCCUGAGUCCCAGCGCUUCAUCGAUGCCGUCUACCAGAUGUUCCAGACCAGCGUCCCCUUACUCAACAUCCCCCCACGCCUCUUCCACCUGCUCCAGCUCAAGCCCUGGAAGCAACAUGUAGCUGCCUGGGAUGUGAUGUUCAACAAAGCGGAGAUGUACACCAACAUCUUUUCCUGGGAGUUGAGACAGAAAAAGCAGCCGAGCACUCACUUGGGCAUCCUCUACUCCCUGCUGAGAACCAACAAGAUAUCCUACCAGGACAUCAAAGCCAACAUCACAGAGUUGCUGUCUGGUGGUGUGGACACGACCUCCAUGACCCUGCAGUGGCACCUGUACGAGAUGGGGCGCAACCUGCAGGUACAGCAGAUGCUGCGUGAGGAGGUCCUGGCUGCCCGGAAAGAGGCAGCAGGGGACAUAACCAAGAUGGUGCAACUGGUCCCACUCCUCAAAGCCAGCAUCAAGGAGACUUUAAGACUCCACCCCAUUGCCGUCACCCUGCAGAGAUAUUUAGCAAAUGACAUGGUGCUUCAAGAUUACCAGAUUCCUGCUAAGACCUUGAUUCAGGUGUCUCUGUAUGCCAUGGGCCGGAACCCUGACAUCUUCCACAAACCCAACCUUUUUGAUCCAACACGCUGGUUCGAUAAGAACAAGUCCAAUAUCAACUUCCGGCACCUGGCCUUUGGCUGGGGUGUAAGGCAGUGUCUGGGCCGUCGCAUUGCAGAGAUGGAAAUGACCCUCUUACUCAUCUAUUUCCUGGAGAACUUCAGAGUGGAGAUCAAGAAUCUUGAGGACGUGGGCACCUCAUUCAGCCUCAUCCUGACUCCUGACAGGCCCAUCUUCUUUAAGUUCGAGCCCUUCAGCCAGGACAGCCCUGCAGAGUGACUGGACGGUGCCCCUCUAUUCCCAAGCCCAGUUGGCCACAGCUGCUUUGGGGUACCCAAGUCCUCAGUCCCCGAGCCCUAGGCCCCAAGCCUUGCUUCUUUCUGGUCACCUCUGACACAGUGGAGUUGGCCCAGGGGUAGCUAGACAUUCCUCUUUGUCUUCACCUCUUCCCCACCAUGGGGUCGGGCAACAAUAAACUGCUGAACCAGG
Molecule: messenger RNA, 1794 nt
Organism: Suncus etruscus (white-toothed pygmy shrew)
Lineage: Eukaryota; Metazoa; Chordata; Mammalia; Eulipotyphla; Soricidae
Product: cholesterol side-chain cleavage enzyme, mitochondrial
Exons: 9
Coding region: 22-1584 (520 amino acids)
Biological process (GO): C21-steroid hormone biosynthetic process; cellular response to peptide hormone stimulus; glucocorticoid biosynthetic process
Cellular component (GO): mitochondrial inner membrane
Molecular function (GO): heme binding; monooxygenase activity; oxidoreductase activity, acting on paired donors, with incorporation or reduction of molecular oxygen
Source: RefSeq, a predicted model, not a curated record